UCGCAGACUCAGAGGCUGCUACCUGCGCUUGCAUGGACACGCCCCGUGGCUAGCUGUACUUUCUUGCAUUCGCGAAACGAAAGCUUCUGUGACUCUGUCACACAUUUAACUGGCCGGUAGCGGAAGAUCCGACCUUCUUUUGCCUCGGGCUGUCAGUUUCCUUCGUCAGCUGGCCGCUGUGCCCGCCCAACGCGUAAGGAAUUACUCAUUCAAUUUGCGGGGGUUGUUUGCGGACAGCCAUUGCCACCAAGAGCUCCAGAAACUGUUCAUUGGCGGAUCUCUCCCUACUCAACCACCUCCUCCUACUACUCCUCCCUUCAUAAGCGCUCCUGUGGAUAUCGUGCCUGGCUAUCAAAUUCGUUAACCUGGCCUCCUCCGCUCUCUCCUCGCCUACACUACACCCUUCCGGAGGCUCCCUCCCUUGUCGACAUAGAAAGUAUUUUUUCGAGUGAAGGAGAGGAGAGAGGUGGAGGGCUUGCCUCCCCGUUGUGACGGUUAUCAUCAUGGAAGCUGUCGGCGCUGAUCAUCCAACGACAAUCAUGGACGUUUCCGAAUCUGUAAUCGACGGCGAUGUGCCGGCGACUACCGUCGUUGUUUCGGACACUGCCCCCCGGCAGCCUCAUAGUAAGGUCCAGAGGAUUGAGUCGGGGGCGAACGAGCCCGCAGUGGACGUGCCUCCGGACUCUCAUCGGGAUAAUUCUGCUGUCGCUGAGAUCAACGGUUGUGGUAUGAAUGCCAACGGCGGGAAGCAGCUUCAAGUUGAUGAAACGAAUGCCAUUGGAUGUGGUGCUCUCCGAGUCGUUGUAGUGGCACCCAAGGCCAAAAUCCCUACAAGAGCGUACGAUUCCGCUGGCUAUGACUUGGCAAGCGCUUAUCCGGAAGUUAUUCCAGCCAAAGGGAAGUGUGAGGUGAGGACUGGCCUUAGGAUCGCCCUACCCGAAGGCACCUACGGACGGAUUGCUUCCCGGUCACUACACGCCGAUAGCCACGCCAUCAAUGUGUUAGGUGGGGUCAUCGAUCGCGACUACAGAGGCCCCCUUAAUUUCAUCCUUGCCAAUCAUUCAGAUGAGGAUUUCAAAAUAGAGGAGGGUGAGAGGGUGGCACAGCUCAUCGUGGAAAGGAUUCUUACCCCGAACGUCGUCGUGGUGGACCAGCUGGAGGAGACCGAAAGAGGCGAAAAGCGACUGGGUUCAAGUGGCAAAAAGGACAUGCCCUCUUAAUCUUGCACCCUUGCUGAGGCAUAGCCCCAAGAGCGAUUCACCUAGUAAUUACUUGGAGGCAUUGUCAUCCAUGCAGGUCAGGCAAUGCAUGCAGUGCCACUUCUUCUGGGCUGACUACAGUCUUCCCCCGAAUACAACAUACGGUCAUUAUAGCUGAAUUGGGGGUACCUUUCAGUCUAAAUACAGAGCUAUAAUGACCGUACGUUGUAUUCGGGGGAAGAAGGUGGUGCGACCUGGAGAAAGAGCCAUCUUGUUAAAACAGGCAUUUUAUGUUUUUGGAGCGAAAUUGAAACCAACUUAUUUGGCCCUAAAAAUUUCACUGUUGUUCCUCCUCAGGAUCCAUCUGGAGUCUGGACUUAGCUGAAGUCCCGAAACAUCGAAGGGGGUCCGGCAUUUUCAGUCGUGUCAGAUGGUGACAUUCUUGGGGCCAAAUAUUAAGUAGGUUUCAAUCCCAUUCAAUAAAUUAUAAAAUGUGUAAUUUAACAAAAUGUCUGCUAAACAGGUGUUGGCUCGGGAUACCAUAUGUGAUGACGCCCAUUCGGUCAGUCAACAAGUCACAAGGAACUUUCUCUGAACCAGACGAGCCACCGGCGUUGGCCAGCUACAUGUAUCAUACAAUGUCAUUCACGAUGUGUGGUUGCCGUCUACCUGUAUCAUACAUUCCAACUCUCGCUGCUGUCAGAGGCUUCAGAAUCU
Molecule: messenger RNA, 1916 nt
Organism: Chara braunii
Lineage: Eukaryota; Viridiplantae; Streptophyta; Charophyceae; Charales; Characeae
Source: the annotation of a GenBank genome assembly